AUGAGCAUUAUCUUGAGGUCAUUGCUCGCCAGGUCGAGGCAUAGUAGAGCGUUCAGAAUGAUGAUGAUACACGAACUCAAACCAAUGAUACCUGAAGUACGAACACAAACGAGACUCUACUCAGACGCUAAUGCAACAAACACAUCACAUGGCAGACUAGAAACAACAAAGGAGUUUUGGAGAAAGGCACAUAUCGAAAACUCAAAGGAAUCUGAAAAAGUGUUGAAGUUGUUGAGAAAGACGGGUGCUAUCUCCAUACUCGUAGUAUUUGCUUCAAUAGCUUAUGCUGCUUUUGUUGAACAUACAAACAAGACAGAAGAAGAAGUGCAAGGGAUUGAAUACAUACCUAAUUUGAAGGAGGACAUAAGGUACAGGAAAAGGGACUAG
Molecule: messenger RNA, 387 nt
Organism: Lodderomyces orthopsilosis Co 90-125
Lineage: Eukaryota; Fungi; Ascomycota; Pichiomycetes; Serinales; Debaryomycetaceae
Exons: 1
Coding region: 1-387 (128 amino acids)
Source: RefSeq, a predicted model, not a curated record